Messenger RNA from Entrophospora sp. SA101, 750 nucleotides. Lineage: Eukaryota; Fungi; Glomeromycota; Glomeromycetes; Entrophosporales; Entrophosporaceae. The record is from the annotation of a GenBank genome assembly.
AUGGAUUCGUUAGUUGAAAGUAUAUUAUUAAAUCAUUCUUUUAACGACGAAGAAAAAGAACCAACAAGAACACCGAACGAACAUUAUGGACCACAAACAGGUCCAAAGGGUGUAUUGGCAGAUCAGGCCUUUCAUAAACAACAAAUGAAUCAACAAAAAAAUGAAUCAAUAAAGGCAUACAAUGAAAAAAUGCUAUCAAAAGCUAUAACAACAACAUCUUAUCAAGAAGAUGAAAAACUAUUAAAUUUACAAAAUAAUGAUGAAGAAUUGUUAAAAGAAUUGGAAGAUGUUGAGUCAAAUGAAGAAGAAAAAAAAAUAUUAGAGAAAUAUAGAGAGAUGAGACUAAAGGAGAUGAAAAUAAAGCAGUUUCAUAAAUUAUAUAAUAAUAAUGGUAAUAGUAGUAACAUUGAGAGGAAACGAUUUGGUAAUUUGAAAGAAAUUUCUUCAAAUCAAUAUGUUAAAGCUAUAGAUGAAGAACCUUCAAAUGUUAGUAUAGUUGUGCACAUAUUUGAUAAUUCAAUUCCACAAUGUAGAUUAUUAAAUGAUUGUCUAGCAAAUUUAGCACGUAAAUAUGUCAAGGCAAAGUUUUUACGUAUAUUAGCAAAUGAUUUGGAUUUUGAUGUAGUUGGUUUACCAACUUUACUGGUUUAUAGAAAUGGUAGAUUAAUAGUAAAUUUGGUGAAGGUUACUGAUGAAAUUGGUGAAACUAACUUUGAUGUCGAUAAUGUUGAAGAUGUUUUAACUAGGUAA